AUAACAUUGAGCGCGUCGCAGAUCACAGUCUGACCACUAAGUAACACCGGCGCACGUAGUGUAGUGGCUACGUGUUGAUAGAUGAAGACGUGUGAGUGGUCUACGAGUGACAAGAGGAAUACUGCUCUUUCAGGAUAUUCAGGUAUCGACAGCCGUAGCUGUAUUUGAGGAUGGUGCCCCGCCCCGCGCCUCAGUUCCCGACACCCCCUCUCAUCCCUGAAUACUUCGCGGGGAGAGAGGUCCUCAUCACAGGAGCUACCGGGUUCAUGGGAAAGGUGUUAGUGGAACGCCUCCUGUGGACUUGUCCCGACAUCGGCCGACUGCAUUUGCUCAUGCGACAUAAGCGGGACGUCGCGCCUGACAAGAGGCUGGCACUGCUUAAACAAUCACAGGUGUUCGAUGUGGUACGCGAGCGAUGCCCGCAGCAGUUGGACAAGCUAUGUAUGGUGCCCGGUGACGUCACCAAGCGACGGUUCGGCUUCGACCAGUCUGCCUUGAACCAACUCAACCAGGUGUCGGUGGUGUUCCACUCGGCGGCGACGCUGAAGUUCGACGAGCCGCUGUCGGUGGCGGCCGAGCAGAAUGUGCGCCCCGUGCUGACACUCAUGGACAUCUGUGACCAACUGCCUAACAUGCAGGUACUGGUGCACGUGUCGACAGCGUACAGCAACGCAGAGCUGGCUGAAGUGGAGGAGCGUGUCUACCCGGCGCCCGUGACUCCCGAGCAUUUGCUGGCGCUGGUCGACGCUCUCCCGGCGAGCAUGCUGCAGGAGAUCACACCCAGAUUGAUCGCUCCGAAGCCCAAUACCUACACGUUUACCAAGGCAGUAGCUGAGAGCGCAGUCAGCGAGCGAGCCGUCACCGCCCGCUACGCGUGUGCCAUCUUCAGACCUACAAUAGUGGUAUCCUCCCUGCGCCACCCGUUCCCCGGCUGGAUAGAGAACCUGAACGGUCCCAGCGGCGUGGUGGCGGGCGCCGGCAAGGGGCUGCUGCGCGUCCUGCGCUGCGGCGCUCAGCGGCGCGCUGACAUGAUGCCCGUCGACAUCUGUAUCGAUACCUUGAUCGCCGUCGCCUGGGAGACUGGGAUCGAUAACCUGAGGGAAGCUCGCGUGUACCAGUGCGCGUCCAGCUCGCACGCCGCCACGUGGGGACAGUUCCGGGAGCGCAUGCUGCGGCUGGUCAGGGAGCAUCCCUUCGACAACGUGCUCUGGUACCCUUAUGGAGUCAUCUGCGAGAAUACUGUGGUCCAGAAAGUGCUGGAGGCGGUGCUGCAGACGGCGCCGCUGUGUGUCGCGCACUGCGUCGCCCGAGCGUGCGGACUCAAGCAGAAGCCGAGCCUGUGGACGGCAUGCAAGCGUCUGCAGGCGAUGAACCAGGCGCUGCAGUUCUUCGCGACGCGGCACUGGAGCUUCCGCACCACGCGGGUACAACAGCUCGCACACAGGCUGCACCCGGACGACCAGAAGCUCUACAACCUCAGGCCGGAGACUAUCGAUUGGGAGCAGCACUGCGUGGACUUCGUGAAGGGCGCGCGCCGGUACCUGCUCCGAGAGCGAGACGACGAUAUACACGCCGCGAAGAGGAGGAUGCGAAUAUUAUACCUGAUUCACAAGGCUACAUUGUUAUUGGCAAUUUUCACCAUGUGCCGUUUGACGAUUCGGACAGCGCCUGCCAUCUUGUGGGGAGUAGCAGCAAUAACUCGACAACGGAAUAAAUUCGCGCUACUAAGUUGA
Molecule: messenger RNA, 1733 nt
Organism: Spodoptera exigua (beet armyworm)
Lineage: Eukaryota; Metazoa; Arthropoda; Insecta; Lepidoptera; Noctuidae
Source: the annotation of a GenBank genome assembly